AUGAUACAAAUGCAACGAUCCUCGUCGCUCCCCGGGCCAGGGCAUGCCUCACCUCCUAUGUCCCCGACAAUCACUCAUGUAUCGUCCAGGAGUCCGACACCUUCUCCGCCGGAGAAGAACAAUUUACCACGACUGCACCGAUACCAGUCGAGAAGUCCACAGAGACCCAUCACUUCUUACAAGGACUUGCCAAAUGAUGCGGACAAUAGAUGGAGUUCUGGACAAGAUUCCUCACGUUCGUCCUCGCCCACACCUGCCCAGGAUGCUCCAGGCGCCGUUGAUAGAUCGUCUACCCCAAAGCCGCACAACCAGGAACCUAUAACUUCAAUGAAAAUGCCCCAGCCUCUAUUGCAAGACAUAUCUCAAUAUAUAAACCCACAGAUAAGUGCCAUAACUUCAAUGACCACGAACACAAGUCUUGAGGAGCUUGCCCAUUUGGUUAGGUUGUCUUCGUACCAGGAAAAGAAGCGUGCCCAUUCACGCAUUCGUUUACAGAGAUCCCUGGUGUCAACAGCACUCUCUGCCCGCCUCGCACGAUGCGGAGAAUUGGCACACAGGACCUUGGUUGACAACUUCAGGGCCGACGAGAAGAAAAACUUUGCCAACCUUUACAAUGCCAUUCACGAUGUCAGGAAUUCAUGCGAUGCCUCCCGGCGUUUCGCUUUGUUGGAACCUGAUUUUGACAAUGGACGAUCAAGUAUAUCCGGUGCCGAGGAUACAACACCUGUGUUGAAUUUUAUGCAUGAGAUUCCCUUGCGAUCUCGUGAAUGUUUGCUUAAUUUCUUGACCCAAAUCAGGACAAACUCAGAUUAUUUGGCCAGUCGCAUAGCCAGCCUUACGCCGACCGAGUUAUCAGCUUUGACAAGCUUCCAUCAAGGUUUAGAAGCUAUCGAUUCUGUUCUGCCCUUUCAUACUCGUUCCAAGGGCCAUGCGGCUAGCGCCCACCGCAAUUUUUCGCACAUACCGUCUGCAGUUGAGCGAUUACUUUCUUUUCAGCGUCAUGAUCCUUUGUCUGCUUUGAUUCACACUUGUUUUGCAAAUUCGGCUGGCCCCGAUUCCUUAGAGGACCUUAGAAGAACUGAUGUCUGGGCCACAGCAUGCGCCCGAUUAAUCACCGAGAGCAAAAGCGGGACAGAUCCUUUUAUUUGUAGUGUUUUGAAUGUCUGGACUACAAUGAGAGAUUGGUCGGGACGAACUAACAUGGAAUGGUACCUGAUGAAAAUUCUUGAGGAUGGAGCCUUUUUAUUGGAGAAAGCCGAGGACCAGGCUGGUACGCGUAUACAUGUUGAACCACGGAAUGCCAAGGAUUCCAUAGCUGCGGAUGAGUUUUAUGAUGCGGCGAUUCAUGGACUUUUCGACAUCAUUGAUGACCCAAGUGCAGGAGGUAUUCCGGAAGGCUUAAUCGAACUUGGUAAUGCCAUUCUUCGAAAACUCGAUCCCAAAAGACAUGGACCUACCAGGAGAUUCUUGGUUUCAAAAUGGCUGUUUUCUGUUUUCUUAUUGAACGCAAUAAUUCAUCCAGAAUCAUAUGGAAUGAUGUCAGAAUAUCACAUUACAGAGUAUGGUAGGCAGAAAAUAUUGAAAGAGGUUGCGAUGCGUGCACAGCGCCUAGUUGUUGAUAUGACCUGGAAUAAAUCCUCUCCAGCACCAGCAAUCAAAACUCACAUAGAGAAUAUCCUAGCACGCUUCCGUUCUACAAAACCAUCAAAGUCUAUUGCUAAGCUUCUUCCCGCAAGGUCUAUAACCUCAUUAAGGGAGACAGCAGAGGUACACCCUUAUCUUGUCCUAGCACCCGCCGACCUAUUGACUAUGGUAAAUGCACUAUUCCCGGAAAGACGGCCCGCAUCGAGUUUCUCCACGAAAGAUUCUCAUCUCAGUGGCUUGCGAUCUGCGGCUUCUUCUGUCUCUGGAAUGUCUGCUAUAUCAGUGUUGGUACCGCAGCCACCUACUCGUGAAGCUUUAGACGGCGCUUCUAUCAUGAGCAAUAGUGGCUCUUCCACGAUAAGUGAUGUCACCACAUCCAGAGAACCUCUGCUCAAUGAGACAUUAAGCACACAGCAACGAACAUCCUCUAUAUCAAUAGCAUCCAAUCGCCAAAACCAACGACUUAGUUAUUAUGAAGAUGAUGGUUUUGAACUUCGAGAAGCCCUACAUGAAAUGUCGCGUGCUUUAGGUAGCGAUACGACCUCUGGUGCAUGCCAUCCUUGUGCAGAACGAUGGACUGUUUUAUUCAUGACACAAGACGGACAAGGACUGUCAACCCAGAUGAUUCACGACGAUGAUGGAGAUGAAGAGGAAGGCACCUCAAGCAGCGAUACGGAUGAGGAUAGCAAUGGGUUCCGUUCGGAUCUUGACAAAGACUAUCACCAGCUCAGAAGUUCGAUUUUAAAACUUGUGGAAGAUUAUGAGAUUCCCGAAUCACUUGAUUCAAGACUUGAAUCAAAAACCUUCAGCAAUCGCACGUCAAUUCUCGAGACUCCUCGCAGGAAGUUUAGCAACAAGUCCAAGUCACUGGCUCAAAUACAGUCGAGGAAUCCGUAUCGAGCCCGAGAUCAGUCCCCCAGAACUGACAAAUCUUCCAGAGGGACUGAUACCAGACAUACAAAACAGAGAGCCGAGGCAGAGGCAGAGGCCCCUUCCGUUCUCAUUUCUAUGCUAGAGGCUGCUGAAACUCAAUGCAAGGCGCAGUCUGAUUUUAUUAAUGCUCAUCUUUACUGGAAAACCUUGAGACAGCUGAAUCAAAUGUCAUCUGCCUCAUUGAAGAGGGAUGGAUUUGCAUCCCUCUUAACUAUCUUAUCAAGAGGGCCUAGGGAUUCCAUCCGGCGCUCCACCAGCGCCAUCGAAGAAUACGAAGCCUGGCUGGUUUGGCUCAAGCAGUCCCAGGAGCGCCACGACGUAACAAUCGAAUCCAUGAUGAAACGUUUGAAAGCCCUCCGCGAUAAAAUGUGGUAUGUCACCGAUGUUCGAAACUCAGCAGCGUACGAGGGCACCCGAAACAUUGCCAUAGCUUUGAAGUGCAUGGUCUCGCCAAAGAAAGUAUCUCAUAUGGACAAGUCUAAUGCGCGCUCUCGCAGUAUCUCGAAGCCUUCAGCCAACAAUUUCCUUUUGAAGACUGAAGCUCAAGUGAUGGAUAUGAUGGCUGCUAGUGAAGAUCAAGGUGGUCCAAAUAAACUAUCCGACGAGCAAGCGGAGAAGACCUUGAGGUGGCUGUCUCAAUUUGGAAUCGAGAACUUUUGCAAGGGUGAAGAACGAAUUCAUAGGUUCAGUUUAGAAAUCGAAACGUGCAUCAAUAAACUGGUUGGGGAUAAUUUGAUGGAGGGGCCUGUUCUUUGGUCGAGUGAGCUUUACAACAGAGACAAGAGGAUUUUGGAUAGCGGAAAGCAAAAGGGCGACCUGUCUCUGAGUCAUUUUGGAUCUCUGAACUUAUCUGGAGAAGACGUGACAAGCACGGACAGCACACGUCGUGGCCUACGUAGCACAGAUUUCAACCGCCCUGGAUUCCAUGACCUUCGGGCCAUGUCUACCAGAAAUAACUCUCAGCAGAGCUUUAGCUCAGGAAGGUUUAGCGGAUCGCGAUUAAAUCCUCCUGGAGAUCUGAUGGACUCCCAGGAUUAUUUUGGCAUGGCAAGUCCCGUGCUGACAAUAGACUCUGCAACAACAUUCUGGUCACCCUUUCAAACACGAGCCCAUUCACCAACUACGAGCGUCAGUAGUCGUCGCCCAGACACUGCCUCGUCGACAAAUGAAACUAUUAUGCUGAAGGAUGAUCACAUGACUGCAGCUAAACAUCGAUUUUUGGCGGACUUGAAGCAGACUUUGACAAGCUUGUUACUUAGUGAUCUUGGCACUCUCGUUUUUGCUCGUGGAAGUGAAACAGAUUCAUGGUUUUCAGGUUCCAUAGGUCAAGAUUGUAUUGAAAGAAGAGAUCGGGCAGACAGAAGAGCCAGAAGGAAAACCAAAAAGCGUGUGAUAGAGAAAAAGAAGAGCUUUGGGGACCUUCGUGGAGCUCAAAAGAUAGAGCAACUCCCAAUGGAACGGCAGGAAUCACUUGGCGAAAAAGCAGAAAAGGGUUCUAUAUCUAGCAAUAGAAGUCUCCCGGAUAAUGGUGCUUCGGAAAAUCGUUCUACCACAGGAAGCUCUUCCACCAGUGAUUCUGUCAGCACAAGGCCUAGAAAGGGUACGAUGAGAGCUACGAAGGAGUUAGACAAUCUGGAGUUUCCCUACAAAAUGGCUUUCAAUCGUUUAUUGCGUAUGUUCUCAGUUCACCCUAACCCCUACGCGAAGCUCAACGCGCUGUACGAGCUUGAGCAUUUGAUCAUUGCAUAUUUAACACCUUCCACCACGAGACGGCCUCGAAUCCGCCAGGAGCCCAUUCCUAUUUCCCCACAAUCCCCAGAAGUUUCGCACCACAAUGCUUUUGGGCCACCUGAUGCAGCAACAACUACCCCAAGAGCGAAAACUCUAGGAGAAGCAAUUGACAAUUGCAAAGAGCGUCGAUCUCAUACACUCAAUCAAGGAGAUAACCCUUCGCCGAUCAAUCGAAAUACUGAACGAUACAUGGGCUCAAACGCGCCAACUGCCGCGAGUACAGAUAUGAUUGUCGAUGUCUUGCAAGACCUGUUCCGCGACCCAGAUAUGCGACCAAAGACACUGUUCCGUGACUUACAGUUCAUUGCUUCAUUUGUCCCAGCUGCUACUUUAGAUAAGACAGAACGUGGGAAAGCUUUCUGGGAUGCUGGUCUUGCCGCGCUCGGUCUGAAACAAGACGUGUGCCGUACACUAAUUGAAAUUGCAGAUGAGAUAGUUGUGCAUUACACCCAAACUCGCAAGACAACAGCCGCUGUGCUAGACUCGUCUUCCAUUAACGGCGAAUUGAUGAAAUAUAGUAUGCAAGAUGCUGCAAAUAUGUGGACGAUCACGGCUAAAGAAGGAGACCCUGUGGCAGAGCGAGAACUUGCUAUAUUUUAUUUGACCCACCCCGAAUUGGUAGAAAGAAUCACUGCACCAUUGAGCAAACCUCGUGAAACCUUUAAAGCACAAGUUAUGGAAAUGCAUCAAGGCAAGGAAGGUGUGGUGACUGAGAGAGACAGAGAGAGGAGUGAUCCUGCCACCAUGUGUGUCGCUUAUCAUUGGAUGGAACUAAGUGCACUUGGUGGGGAUGAACUGGCAAAGAAAUACCUACGACAGCGCGAGGAGCUGAACGCUAUUCCAUGA
Botrytis deweyae is the source of this 5214-nucleotide messenger RNA. RefSeq lists its product as uncharacterized. The record is from RefSeq and is a predicted model, not a curated record. Lineage: Eukaryota; Fungi; Ascomycota; Leotiomycetes; Helotiales; Sclerotiniaceae. The transcript has 4 exons. Bases 1 to 5214 code for a protein of 1737 amino acids.